AUGAUACAUAGUCCAUGUGGAGAUUGGUGCAAAGAUAAUAAUAAUAAAUGUUCAAAACACUUUCCCAAAGCAUUCCAAGAUGAAACAAUAAUGGAUGAAAAUGGAUAUCCUACUUACCGCCGCAGAAAUGCUGGAGUUUUUGAUCGUUUACAGGGAGGAACCGCUGAUAAUCAAUAUGUUGUUCUUUAUAAUGCUGUAUUAUUAAAAUUAUUUAAUAGUCACAUCAAUACAGAAAUAGUAUCAACUAUCCAAUCUGUUAAAUAUUUGUACAAGUAUAUAUAUAAAGGACAUGAUGCUGCAGCUAUCGAAGUGACGAAUGGCAAUGAAAGCUCUAUGAACCAUGAUGAAAUACACAAUUUUAUAGAAACUCGAUACGUAGGUCCAGUUGAAGCAUGUGAUCGAUCUUUACAAAAAAAAAGUCAUUCGAUUAUACGUUUGCCUAUACAUUUACCUAACCAACAAAUGGUCAUGAUAAGUGACGAAGCUACAGAUGACUCUAUUAGAUCAGCGUUAGAAAAAAAUACUAUGCUGAUUGAAUAUUUUGCAUUGAAUCAACGUGAUACAGAAGCGGAAAAAUUCACAUAUGCAGAAAUUCCAUCAUAUUACGUGUUUAAAAAGUCUUCUAAUGCUGUCAAUAAAUCAUGGGAAGAACGCAAACAAGAUCGCAAGGUUAUAGGAAGAAUGUACUCUAUAAGUCCCCAUCAAAUCGAAUUAUUUCAUCUUCGGUUAUUAUUGCUAACAGUUAAAAGAGCUGAGAGUUUUGAAGAUAUACGAACAGUUGAUGGAAAAACAUAUGGUACUUUCCAUGGUGCAUGCUGA
This is a messenger RNA of Aphidius gifuensis, 819 nucleotides long. RefSeq lists its product as uncharacterized. The record is from RefSeq and is a predicted model, not a curated record. The coding region runs from base 1 to 819 and encodes 272 amino acids. The transcript has a single exon. Lineage: Eukaryota; Metazoa; Arthropoda; Insecta; Hymenoptera; Braconidae.